Acyrthosiphon pisum (pea aphid) is the source of this 1408-nucleotide messenger RNA. RefSeq lists its product as uncharacterized. The coding region runs from base 431 to 1246 and encodes 271 amino acids. The transcript is spliced from 8 exons. NCBI's taxonomy places the organism in Eukaryota, Metazoa, Arthropoda, Insecta, Hemiptera, Aphididae. The record is from RefSeq and is a predicted model, not a curated record.
GAGAAAAAAAUACUUCAACCUCAAUAUAUUUGCCUCCAUGAAAUCAUAUUGAGAAAUACAUAUUGAAUUUAUUCAAAUGUUGAAAUGUUGAAUGAUCUCAGUAAUGUCUAAUAGUGAAAGGAUAUAAAUCCAAAUAAAUUGGUGCUUCUUGUUCUUCAGAUUAUUACAGCACAUAGGAGUAUUUAAUAAAAAAUAUUAUGUUGCACCAUACAACAAAGGUCAAAAGGCAAGAAAUGAGAUUUCAUGACUUCAUAUUGUUAUGGUUUAUGAACUAAUGUCAAAUAUUAUGACUUAUCUAAGUGAUAAGUGUUCUUCAAACAAUAAAACUUCUGGGGUAUAGUGAUUACCUAACAGUGAAAUUAUGGAAUGGUAAUUAUAUAGGAAAUUCUAACAGAAGGCACAUUUUUAAUGUGAAAUAAUUAUUUAUUUUAUGAUGAAUACCAUUCAAAAUAUUUUCAAGGCGAAAUUAAAUAAUGUCUUUGGGAUGAUUCAUGUUAAACCAUUACCAGGCACACCGUUGCAUGAUAGAAGCAUUAAACAAAUAGUAUACACUUCCUGCAAAGAAGCUGAGAUAUAUAUGAAAUGUGGUGUAGACGGAAUUAUUGUUGAAAAUAUGCAUGAUAUACCUUAUAUGCCUGCCAAAGAAAUAGGUCCAGAAAUUGUGUCCUCAAUGACUAGAAUUUGUACAGCAGUUAGACAAUUGGUACCUGAACACGUCCCUUGUGGUCUGCAAAUAUUGGCUGCAGCCAAUGAAGAAGCAAUCGCUGUUGCACAUGCAACAGACUUCCAGUUUAUUAGGGCUGAAGGUUUUGUUUUCGGUCAUGUCGCUGACGAAGGUUACAUGGAUGCAUGUGCUGGUAAGUUAUUGAGGUAUCGCAAAUCAAUAGGAGCACAAGAAGUGUGUAUAUUUACGGAUGUAAAAAAAAAACACAGUUCACAUGCCAUUACUCAAGAUGUAAGUCUAAUAGAAACUGCCAAAGCAGCAGAAUUCUUUCUGUCCGAUGGAAUUAUAGUGACUGGAACUGCAACAGGACAACCCGCCAAACCAUAUGAUGUUACUGAGGUUAAAAACUCUGUGGAUGUUCCGGUACUUGUUGGAUCUGGUGUAACCAUAAACAAUGUACAUGAGUACAGAGGUGUGGACGGAUUCAUAAUUGGAUCUCACUUCAAGAAACAUGGCAUGUGGCAAAAUGAACUCGAUGACACUGUUAUAUUAGAAUUUAUGAAUUGCCUAAGAAAUGACUGAAAUAAAGAAACUUGAUUUAUUCAUUAUUGAAUGAAACAUUACCACAAAAGAUAUUAUUCAAAUAUGAUUAGUUAAUUGUUACCAACUACAUUCAAACAAAAAUGGACAACAUAACUGAGAUCGGAAAUGGAUGGAGCACAAAAAAAUUAUAAGUUAAAAAAA